UCUUUCCCUGGCUUUGCUUCACCUGCUUUCCUCCCUCGGCUCCCUGUGGCACGCCAACUGUGCCCGUCUCUCCUGUGCCAUGCAGCUGGUCGCGCAGCCGCUCUGGCAGCAUGUCGCAUGCCCUCGAUGGCUCUUCCCCAUCAUCGGCCACAUGGGCAUCUGCACGUCGACCGGAGUCAUCCGGGACUUCGCGGGGCCGUACUUUGUCUCGGAAGACAACAUGGCAUUUGGGAAGCCAGUGAAGUACUGGAAACUGGAUCCCAGCAAAGUAUACUCCAGUGGUCCCAAUGCCUGGGACACGGCCGUACAUGAUGCCUCGGAGGAGUACAAGCACCGAAUGCACAACCUUUGCUGUGAUAACUGCCAUUCUCAUGUGGCUCUGGCCUUAAACUUGAUGAGAUACGAUAACAGCACCUCCUGGAACAUGGUGAAACUCUGCUUCUUCUCACUCCUGUAUGGGAAGUAUGUAAGCAUAGGGGGAUUUGUGAAGACCUGGCUUCCCUUUGUCCUCUUCUUGGGGCUGAUCGUGACCGUUGUUCUGACGCUCCACUUGCGGUGA
This is a messenger RNA of Tauraco erythrolophus (red-crested turaco), 559 nucleotides long. Lineage: Eukaryota; Metazoa; Chordata; Aves; Musophagiformes; Musophagidae. The record is from RefSeq and is a predicted model, not a curated record.